Chaetomium strumarium is the source of this 3210-nucleotide messenger RNA. RefSeq lists its product as uncharacterized. The record is from RefSeq and is a predicted model, not a curated record. The transcript has 4 exons. Gene Ontology annotation, biological process: proteolysis. The coding region runs from base 227 to 3166 and encodes 979 amino acids. Gene Ontology annotation, molecular function: serine-type endopeptidase activity; protein binding. NCBI's taxonomy places the organism in Eukaryota, Fungi, Ascomycota, Sordariomycetes, Sordariales, Chaetomiaceae.
GUCGGCGUAUAAUACGUCCAUGUUUCUCUUCAUGAGUCGUAAGGAGUAUACAUGUAUAGACUUAUAUUAGGGGGCAUGAAACCGCCCGUCAGGCCGAAGAGGCGGGUCGAGUCUUGUCAGCCAGCUCACAGAACCAGGCUCAGCAACAAUUGCACAACCUCCAAAAAGCAACUAGCAGUUUAGAACGAUAUCACCCCUCUUCGUUCCUCUGUACUCGGCUUCAGCAAUGCCAUCGGAGACUACAAGGGCAGCCGGCAUGUCCGCAGCGGAGGAUCGCGGGACGACACGUCGUGAUCGCUACUACACUACUCGCGAACGGAAUGAGCAGGCACGCAAGCUAAAUCUGCAGUCAUCUGUUCAGGAGUGGGAAGGACACACGAGGACGGAACGGGGAGAAGACAGUGGGUGGGAGGGGAGUGAGGUAAACAGUGAAGAAGGAUGGGAGGGAGAGGAAUCCGGAAACCAGGACAAAGUGGGACGCGAGGAAUUGCUCCAGAAGCUGGGCGAAAUAGAGUUUUGCCUGGCCAAUGCCAAUUUCGUGAGGGAACUCGACACCUGCCGAGAGACGCAGUCCCGGUUUCUGCAAAACUACGGACGCUACAUUGGCGAGCAGCCGCCGCCAAAGACGGACAAUGUCCUGCACUUUAUGGCUGGGAAGCGAUUCGUUAGCGUCUGGCUGUUAAGGCACAUGCUCGAUCAUCACAAGGCGAGGAUGGACGGCAUAGACAACGCGGGACGACGGCCUCUCACCCUGGCCAUCGAAGAGAGGAAGGAGUUGUUCAUCGAGACCGUCCUGGAGAGCAGCUACGACGGCAAGGACCUCCAACGGAACCUGCGCAUGAGUGCGUCCUCCACGGGGAACGGCAUCCAUGUGGCAAUCAAUGCGGGCCUCAGCCCUAGGCUUACCGUUGCCCUCAUCAACCAACUGUCAGACGAUGUCUUGAGCCAAAGGGAUGGGGCUGGCUGUACCCCACUGCACCGAGCGGUAGAGUAUGAGAGGUGCAAAGAGGGACAAAUCGAGAUUGUGAGGGCCUUGUUGGAGCGAGGCGAUUCGGCCCUCGACGAGAAAACAAAUGAGAACCUAUCCGUUUACCAGCACCACCUCAGUACUCGGCCGGCGGACGAGAACACCAGAAUAGCAGGCAUUGCGGGCAAAUCUCGGCUGCCUCAGCAGAACGGGGCGAAGAAGGGAGUCGCCGACAUGAUUGCUGAGGAAGUGAAGGUGUGGUAUCUCCGUUCCACAUUCGAGAAGCGCGGCGGCAGCAAGAAGCAGAGGAACCAUGACAGUGCAGUGGACUUUCUCUACGGUGAUGGCGAGACGGGACGUAUUUGCUUCAAUUUGCUCCAAAGAGACAGGCCCAUCAGAGAAAAGUCCUUAACAAAAGGUGCCUAUAGCCAGUUUGUCUUCGACACGGCACUACAGUUUGUGGCCCUCGGCCCAUUUGUCAUCAGCGACCAGAAGGCGCAAGCCGCGCCCCAGGCGGAAACCGGGCGCCGGGAUAUGGUGGCCGUCUUUGACUGGUUGAAGACCAGAAACGUGAAGCACAUCAUCAAAGUGAUCGUGGAUGACGGCAAGCUCCCCUCCCACUCCGAUGAGGCAAUUGUUGAAGCCUUGCGUCCCUUCACGAUUGACAUUCUCGAUUGGAGCAAGCCUAAUCUACGCCCCGAGACCAUCCAACAGGCUUGCGGAAACGUGCGGAAGCUCUACUUGUCGUGGAACGGCCUGGACGGCAUGUUGGUGGCCUGGGGAGGGAGGAAUGGAUUGGCCAAUCUGCCGUAUCUUACCGACGUCUACAUCCGACAGACAGGCAACCAACUGGAUUCCGAGGAAUGGGCAAACAGAAAGCUGGAUGAGUUUGUGAAGUUGCUCAGGAACUCAAGAGACUACAUCAGGGCUCAACGUCGGGUAGCAGCCCCUGAGCUGGAACUCGCCGGCUGGGCCCCAAUCAAGGUGCAUCGUCUAAGAGCGCAGAUCAUCAACAGCAGGCCGGCAACACCCGCCACAGCGGUGACGGAGAAGAACAGCCAAGAACCCAUCAGGGACCACCAGUGGUUGAAGAUCAUGGACCGUUUCGCGAAAGCCAUCUGUGGCCUCCCGCCCAACAGAUACGUCAGGGAGCUGCCGAAUCUCCCAGCUGAGCUGAAGCGGGAUAUACGCGUUUGUCUUAUCGACGAUGGGGUGGACGCGGACCAUCCAGGCAUCUCGGAGCGCAUGGAUUAUGCACACGGGAAGAGCUUUGGCACAUGUCCCGGCGGAGAGCACCCCGGCCUGGAGCUGCCCUUCUACGAGUCGGCCACACACCUCGGCACCGUGAUGGCCAGCAUGAUAACCAGGGUGUGUCCGUAUGCUAGGAUCGUUUCCUAUCGACUGGACGCAACGCAAGGACAAGAUGGUCGGCCACAAUUCACGGCGAAAAGCGCUGCCGAUGCACUAGAACACGCCGCUAAGCAGGAUUUCGAUAUCAUCUCCAUCUCAUGGUCCGUCAAAGAGCUGAUGGGAUCCGGCGCGGACAACUCAGACACCCGCCGACUAGAUGAUGCCCUGCGCGAGGUGGUCAGAGACAAGCUCGUUUUCUGUGCUUCCCCGGACGUAGGCAACAUCAGUCUCUACCAGCUGGCAACCUACCACCCAGUGGGUUCCGAAGUCGAAGAACUCUUCCGGAUCGGGGCGGCUAUGGCGGAUAACAGCCGGUGGAAGCCAUCAGGCGGCAAGCGCAUCGUCGAUUACAUUCUUCCCGGCCAUGGCGUGCGAGAGGUGAAGGGCUGCGAGGUGUUCCCGGGAAACGAGCCUCUCGAGCCCGGGUCUUGGAUUGCGACACCACUGGCGGCGGGGCUAGCCGCGCUCCUGAUUCACAUUGUGCGAAUGGCGGCCAUCCACACCUAUCUUCAGGGGAAGGAGAGAUCCAGGGAGGCGAACCGGCCCACGCUUGAAUCGCUUGAAAUCAUCAAGUCGUUCGACGCGAUGCGCAGGACAUUCGACAUGAUGGCUAACAAGGCAGGCGGUAAAUCCUACGUGCACGUAUGGGGAUAUUUCCACCAGAGCUGUCUAGAUUUUGAGGCGGCUGAUAACGCACUCGAUGGGGAAGGUGAGAAAUGGAGGAUCAUCCUGGAGCUGGCUCGCGACCUUGUUCCCCGGAGAACGUGGAGGAGACCUCUCAGGUUUUGAAGCAGAAGCGUCCCAACCUCGUAGACUGGGAGUUGGGUCUGGGA